CGGAGUAAACAAAGUGCGAUGAAUGGAGAAGUGAGUGGUUCAUUGAUGGCCUCACCUUCCCGUCAGGUUGGCUAGACUGAUACAGACUGGUUCCGGGCGCAGUCGAUGGCAGGCGUUGGUAGUGGCAGCACGGGAGCAACCCACCGUGCAACAGAACCUCUAGCGAUGGAGAGCUGGCUCUUGGACGUAAAGAGGGUGCGGAUCCCCCGGCCCAAGUUCCAAGCCGGUGCCCUCAGGUACCCUACUGAGCCUCCUAAGGACUACUACGUCUCCGAGGAGAGUGAGAAGGCCAAGAGAAGCUUGGAGAAGGCCACGGAAGAGCUGAGGAGAGGGAUACAGGAGAAGCUGUAGCCGUCGCGCUCUCGAUUUCGUCAAGAGAAAGCACAGUUGAGCUCUCCGGUUAUGUGUUUGUCACCUAAUACCUGGUUCAAUUAGAUCAUAAGUUUUUGCAGUGAGCUAGUAGACUGUCUACUUUCGAGCAUUUUUACCGGAGUCAGGCCGAGCUAUAAGCAGUGAAGUUGAUUGUGAUUACUGGCUUAGCUUUAGUCGUUAAAUUCCAAUAUCUAUUACUCACUUUCACCGAUACGGUUAAGAUAUUUAUUAUCGUUUACUCUUUUAAAUGUACAAGUCACGUAAGUGCCUAUUCUCUUUAUGCAGUAUGUCAUUCAAUAUAAAGAUAAAACGAUCAGUCCUGCAGAAUAUCAUAAACGUGAUUCCUCCCAACGUUGGUGUAAGGCUUUCAAUUUAUAUCGAUAGAGCUAAGUAUGUCGAAGAAUGAAUAGAGGAUAGCGAUUAUUUGUGUCUUUUUAAACAGAGUUCCAAAUUAGUUAUUUUAUUACAAUUUAUUUCAUAGGUUGUAUAAACCCUUUUACGUUGAUUAAAUGUGGUGAUAAAUUAAAGCAAUUACAAUAAGAGAAUGAUUUCCUUUCAAGCAGUGAGAGAACAAUAACUGCAUCGGUGUACUGCAGGGAACUAGAAGGAAAAUAAUAUUUUGUAUAAUUCUUUGGAAGUAGAGUGGGUGUUUUAUUUUCAGACUUUCAACGUUUCAAGAAUUCAUCAAGAAAUGCAUUAAAGGGACGUACCGCAUUCACGUUUUGAGAGGUAGAAGAGUUACGAGGGCUGGGGGGAGGGGCUGCAACACUUCUCUUGUUUCCAUUUAAAGUCUUGUAAUUGCGUUUCCUUUCAUAUAUUACAAAGAAAUUAUAACUUUUGAUGUGUAUUUAUUAAAAACAUUGGAAAGUGUACGUUUACGAAUGUUUUCACAGUCAUUUUUAGGUACAUUCUGAAUCGAUUAAUCGCAUUUUCACUGUCAAAAGACGCCACAAAAGGGUUAGCUCCAUUGUAUUUUGUUAUAAUGCAUGUUUAAAGAUCAUCCAUUCAAGAUUAUUUUACUCGCAUUACUCAAAUGUGUUCCUUUUUUCACGUAAGACAUGUUAACGUACCUUUCCAAUGUGAAAUAGUAUAUUGAGAUUUGGUAAUUUUAGAGAAGAAAGUUUUUUAUAAAUGAGUAUAUAAUGAAAUUCAAUUAGGCACCAUCUUAAAAAUUAAUUAAAUGAAGUAAACAAUAACUUUUAUACUACACAUACUUGUAACACUGUUUUAUUCUUUCUCCACAAUCAUGUAAAUAUAUAUUGUAGUUUUAAGACUGUUUAAUCUUAAUAAUAUAUUACGUUGUUAUAAUGUUAUUAAAUUGUAAUAAAACGUUAUAAAA
This is a messenger RNA of Homalodisca vitripennis (glassy-winged sharpshooter), 1711 nucleotides long. RefSeq lists its product as uncharacterized. The record is from RefSeq and is a predicted model, not a curated record. Lineage: Eukaryota; Metazoa; Arthropoda; Insecta; Hemiptera; Cicadellidae. Bases 106 to 351 code for a protein of 81 amino acids. The transcript has 2 exons.